CGCUCGCCUUGCUGAGCGGAAGCUACAGGAACGCGCAAGUCAGCUGUAGAUCCAGGUCCCCAUCCUUAUUAGUUGGAGAUGGCGCUGCACAUUGUACUGCUGCAGGUGUGUGUGGGGCUGGUGGCGCUGCCCGUGCAUGUCUUGGCGUUUCUGGGGCUGUGGGACAGGAUCGCCAAGAAGGUGCUGCCGUACUUACUGGAACGCUUUACUAAGGAAUACAACAGGAAAAUGGGAGACGAGAAGAGGAAACUGUUCAGCAACCUGAGUGACUUCGCCGGUGCCUCUGGGAAAGUGUCUAUCCUGGAGCUGGGCUGCGGCACGGGGGCCAAUUUCCAAUACUAUCCGCCGGGCAGCCAAGUCACGUGUGUGGAUCCCAACCCCAACUUCCAGUCGUUCCUGGGCAGGAGUUUGGCGGAGAGUCAACACGUCCAUUUCCAGCGCUUUGUGGUGGCGCCCGGGGAGGAUAUGGCCCCUGUGGGAGACCGUUCCAUGGACGCGGUGGUCUGUACUCUGGUCCUGUGCUCUGUGAGGGAAGUGGAGGCGGUGCUGAGCGAGGUGCUGCGAGUUCUGAAGCCUGGUGGGGCCUACUAUUUUUUGGAACAUGUAAGAGCAGACCCUGCAUCCUGGAAUUAUUUUUUCCAGAGAAUCUUGGAUCCAACUUGGAAAUACAUUGGAGACGGGUGCAAGCUGACAAAAGAGACCUGGAAAUACCUGGAAAGUGGCAAGUUCUCCGAUGUUAAACUACGACACAUCCAAGCGCCUUAUAAGUUCAGCCCAGUGAAACCUCAUAUAAUUGGUUACGCUGUAAAAUAACAUUUCCUUAUCCAGCAGGUACAAUACUCUCCUUCAGUCUCUGUCUGUGAGAAUUCCAGUGUUCUGUUCAAAUAUAUCUGUAUAAAUACAUUUUAAUUAAACCACUGUCCCACUUU
This is a messenger RNA of Xenopus laevis (African clawed frog), 929 nucleotides long. RefSeq lists its product as uncharacterized. The record is from RefSeq and is marked predicted. Lineage: Eukaryota; Metazoa; Chordata; Amphibia; Anura; Pipidae.